CGUUGAUCCAUCUAUCAAGCAUAUCGAGGAGCUUAUACUACCCCCCCUUAAUUCUGUGACCGGGAUAGGUACAACAUGGACCCUCUCGGGAUGUCGUCCGGGGUGCCAAAUCUGCUCAUAGGCGCCAUCCAGGCCAGCAAGACUCUACAUGAGACCAUCCAGUCCUUUAGAAACUAUGAGCGGACGAUACGCGAUCUCCGUUCCGAACUCGAAUCCCUUAUAGGUGUCCUCGAGACUCUCAAAACAGUCGUCACCACCGAUGAAGGGCCCAUGAUAUCCAUGCUCAAGAUCCCGGUUCUUUGCUGUCACCAGACUUGCCAGGAUUUUAACGCCGUUAUUAUAAAAUGUACCAAACAUUCAGCUGGCUCUCGAGCGAGCUUUCGCGACUGGGCUCAGAUCAGAUAUAUGGGUGGCGAUAUUAGAGACUUUAAAGAUAUGCUGGCUGGCUAUAAAUCAACUAUUGCCAUCGCCCUUGGAAGCCUCAACAUGCAAAAUGUUCAGGUCACUCGCGAGGCACUGGAUGGGUAUCACGAGAUGAUCAGAGAAACAACAGCCGAUCUCCAGGCCCAUCUCCAGGAUAUUGAUGACAAGCUUGCCGUCAUCACAAACCACCCUCAACAAGAUACCGACCCGGCUGCAAAUGAGAGCAUCAAGCGGAUGGAAGAGGAGAAACAGAGUGCCCAGCAAUGCCUUCUGAUCUGCGAGAGCGCGAGAUCACACUUGCAGAGCUUGCAGGAUGGCUUUCAGCCUUUGGGCAUCCGGCCAGAUGAAACUCACGCAAAAACCGCAGUAGCUCUCAGCGAUGCUAGAGAUAGGAUGGUCCGCAUGAUUUCUGAUCUGCAAGGCCGGCUCAUCGCUCUCUCAGAGCAAUCGCUAAGCACCAAGGUUGUACAGCCGCGGCAGAUAGAGGAGGACCGACUUCGGCUGCUUAAGGAAAUCGAAACAGCAAGGCAGUGCCUCGAGGUCUGCAACCUGGCCGCUGAUCAGGCAUCCCGGCAAAGAGUUCACGUUUUUGGCGACGUUUCCGCCGAUGAUAACAGCCAUCAAGUCAUUGUGUCAACCGUGGGCGAUCUACUUAAUGUUAAGAGCGUGAGAGUUGACCGCUUCUCGACACAAUGGCUCGGAUCUAUGACAGAUGCCUCGUUGCAGCGGCUCUCUAGUGACCGUGCCGCCUCGUAUUCUCCCUCUGCCCCAAAAGAAGAUGAUCCAGCUUUUAGGGGGAAAUACGGACUUGGACACAAGCUGCAGGAGAAGGGGUUAAGUGUCAAGCAGAGCUCUCCGACUAGAUAGGGAGCAGUUUAUAUCUACUAUAUCUAUUACAUCUGCUAUAUCUACUAUAUCUAUUACAUCUACUAUAUCUACUAUAUAUAUUACAUCUACAU
This is a messenger RNA of Trichoderma virens Gv29-8, 1382 nucleotides long. RefSeq lists its product as uncharacterized. The transcript has 2 exons. Bases 76 to 1290 code for a protein of 404 amino acids. The record is from RefSeq and is a predicted model, not a curated record. Lineage: Eukaryota; Fungi; Ascomycota; Sordariomycetes; Hypocreales; Hypocreaceae.